Protopolystoma xenopodis is the source of this 264-nucleotide messenger RNA. The record is from the annotation of a GenBank genome assembly. Lineage: Eukaryota; Metazoa; Platyhelminthes; Monogenea; Polystomatidea; Polystomatidae.
AUGUUGUUCGAGAGUCGUUCUUCUUCAUCUCCAAGGAGACUACAACUCGGUUUCGUGAGAUGCAUUUGUUUUGAGUUUACCCAGCCUCGGCCGGCCACAGCUUUAGUCGUCCGCUUGGUUGACACGAAAAGGUCGGUCUUUAUUCUCGCAAUUCGACGUCUCCAAGUCGUCCGAUCAGAGCGCACAGAACCAGUUCGAGAUGUGCUUAGUCGACCACUUGCUCACAUGCGUCUAGUUGGGCAGUUUGAUCGAAUGAUCGUAUGA